This is a messenger RNA of Racocetra persica, 385 nucleotides long. Lineage: Eukaryota; Fungi; Glomeromycota; Glomeromycetes; Diversisporales; Gigasporaceae. The record is from the annotation of a GenBank genome assembly.
AGGAACAGAUUUCUUUUGUAUUGUAGAAAAAAUGGUUUUAGAAGGGACACAGAAAGAAAUUCACUUUGUCGUUUUGGUUCAUGGGCUUUGGGGAAAUCCCGGCCAUUUACAAUAUCUCAUGGAUCAAUUAAUGGCAAAAUAUAAAGAUAGAAUUCAUAUCUUGAAUGCUAAACGCAAUACAUCAGAUUAUACAUAUGAUGGCAUUGAUGUUUGCGGUGAAAGACUUGUUAAGGAGAUAAAUGAUGAAAUUGAAUAUAUCAAUGGCAAAGAUCUUUAUAAAGUUUCAAAAAUUUCAUUUGUUGGAUAUUCUCUUGGUGGCUUGAUAGCGAGAUAUGCAAUUGGAAUACUUUAUAAGCAAGAAUUUUUCAGCAAGAUUGAACCAAUG